UCUAAAACUGGUGCACAAGUAGAUAUUUUAGAAGCAAACCAAAAGCACUACCAACUAUUUUACAGAAACAUUUGUUUGAUUGUUUCCUUUAUUAAUCAAAUAUUUUCAAAUCAAGAAAACAUUUCUGUACUAGAUACAGCUUGCAGAAAGAAUAGAUUAUGUUUAGAUUAUUUAGAUAGUUUAAUGUUUGUAUGUUUAGAUUAAGGUUCUCUAACAUCCUUCAAAAAGCAUCUAAAGACAGCUCUUCCGUGAACACUUCACCCAAUCCCUUUAGUCUUCUUUUUAAAAUAAAUAAAUAAAUAAAUAAUUCUUUCAUCCUCCUUGCUAGGGGUACUACGCUAAACAAUUUUGAAACUUGUAUUACAGCACUUGUGUUACUACUGCCUCCCUAGGAUGAUUCGCUUCUUUUGUUCUCCUCAUUUCUAUUUGUAAUCCCUCUCUUCUUCCAAGAAUUCAAUGGCAAACAGCUCACAAGUUGGGUACAACACCUCUUAUCUCUGCCAAACGUCAACCACAACUUUAGUCCUGCCCAUUGUGUACACCCUGAUGUUCAUCACUGGCCUUCCUGGCAAUGUUCUCUCUCUUUGGGUGUUCUUGUGGAGGAUAGCCAUCAAAACAUCCACCCACAUCUACCUGAUAAAUUUAAGCAUCUCAAACCUGUUGCUCUGCCUCACCAUGCCAUUCCUGGCUGUGUACUAUGCACUUGGAACCAUAUGGAACAAACACGAUGCUAUGUGCCAAGUAGCAAUAAACGGUCUAACUCCAGUGCUCCACAUCAACAUAUGCAUUGGUGUGAUGAUACUGAGCUGGGUGGCACUGAGUCGCUUUGCCUCACUGAUUCAGCAUUCCCAUGCUAACCGCCCAAGCAGGUGGCUCAAAGUCCUCCCUGGAGCCUUCCUCAAUAGAAAAAGACAUGCAAAAUUGGCAUAUGCAUUGUGUCUGAUCACCUGGGCUAUUGUUGCUCUAGCCGUCAUACCCUUUGUGGUGCUGUACUCGAUCAGGGAGUCUGUGAGCAAAGAGGACAAUGGAGAUGAAGUGUGUUACAGCGUAGCAGUGGAGAUUGGAGGAGCGGGAUCUCACAUCUUCGCUUUAGUGGCCGUUUCACUGUUCUUCAUGUUCUUCCUGUUGGUUUUAAUCUCCUACAUGGCAGUGAUCAGGCAUAUCUGGAGGUCCAAGAAAAGUGCAGCCAUUUCCGACAGCCAGAGAGUCUACACAAGAGUGUUUCGGAAUAUUGUUGUCAUUAAACUAGUGCUGGUGGUUUGUCUCUUGCCUCAUCACAUCUAUAAGGCAAUCUUUAUUCACAUGGUCAAUGAGCAGUCUCUGUCUGAAGCACUCCCAGCUGAUGUUUGCCAUCCACUAUCCAUGCAUGUGGAGGUAAAGAAUAUUCUCCUCUGUUUGGCAUCUCUGCGAUGUAGCACUGACCCCAUCAUGUAUUUCCUGCUGGACAAGAUGUUUCGAAAGCAUUCGCUAGGUUUGUUGAGAGUACGCACUAGCGCACAUGGGAGUCAGUCAUCAAAAUCCAAUGGAGGUCAAUACUCUCAGCCAACAACUGGGGGCCUUUAGACAUUACUUGCUGGUAUAUACUAUAAUGACACCAGGUUGUAUAGUCCAUUCAAAAGAAUUCUUGUAAACAAUGUUCCCUGUAAGAGGUGCACUUCUUCCACACAGACACAGGAAAAAUUCAGCACAGAAGGCAUGUGGAGGUAAAGAAUAUCCUCCUCUGUUUAGCAUCUCUGCGAUAUAGCACUGACCCCAUCAUGUAUUUCCUGCAUGAUGGGGUAAAAUUAACUUAAAAAUUUAUGUUAAUUUUGAACUUAAAACUUAAAAUAUUUCUUUUUUUUUCAUUCUUAUUUUGUUAGAUAUUACUCAAUUAAAUUUGAUGGAAUUAUUUUAUGAAAUUAAAAUGCAGAAAUCUUUAUAUAUGUAUAUAUAUCUUCAGGGGAAUUCCUAAACGAGCAUAUAGAGAACUUUAUUUCAGAUCAGAAAUACAGUACCCUACUCUCAAAUACAUAUAAUUUAUAGGCAAAAUGCAAAACAAAGAUAAUACUGAAUUUUUGCUAGCCUCCAGAAAACACAGAUAAACAUCUAAAAUGAUGCAUCACUGAGUCCUAACAGAAUCUUGCAGAAACUCAUGAGAACAAACAGCUAUGUUACUAUGCUUAUUAAAAGACUAUUUGUGUGGUUCAAACUGGUGUUAAACCACAUAACGAACAAGGCACAUUACACUACAGAAUGCAAGCAUCUGAAGCCUUCAUAUGAUGCAAGGUAAAGUGACAGCGUCACAAAUUUCUCCAAACAAUCUCCGAAUUCAGCUUCCUAGUGACAAUACUCAUCUUCAAUAAUCUAUAUACAGUAUACAGCAUUACAAAAGUAUACUUAAAGCAUUACAAAAUGCACUGUAAAUAUAGUACCCUACCUAUUUAUGGUUACACCUUUAUACAGAGAGUAUAAUGCAAAGAGAGUAUACUUUUUAAAUAUACAGCUAUGAACAAUCAUGUAAAUAUUUUCAUGUAUUUUAAUAAACACUGCUGCCAUUUAAUUAUACAGACGGCCUUUAAGUAAAGUGUUACCAAAAUUUCGAUGGGCUCAAUUGCAGCAAUGACCUUCUCUGACAAAGCCAGGCUCAGGUCAUGCUACUGCUUUACAGAAAAACAUUUCACACAGCCAGUGCUGAAAGUAUCACUUCCUUUACCUAUACUGAGUAUAAAUAGUUUGAGGGUUUUCAAUUAAAACCAUCAACAUAAAACAUAAUUUAAGAGUCUCUGACACACUGUGGCCAAUAACCGGUGGUGUAAGAUGCAGAAAUAUUUAAAAUGAUGCCAGGAGCUAUCCGAAGCAACACUUGCUGUUAAAAGGCAUUUCCCGUAAUGUUUAAAAAUAAGUGUUAAGUGACCUAUUUAUAAUUACAGGAAAUGCAUUUUUGCUGACAAACUGGGAAACUUCUACAAUUGCAGCUAAUUUCUGUGUGCAGCUGUACCAUUACUCCCUUUAAUUUAACUUUACACUCAUAUUCCUCUGUUUUGCCAGAGAUUAGAAGUGAUAUGAGUGCUGUGAAGAACAAUUCUCACAGUCCAGCAAUAACUGCACAAAACAGCUUCACUGAGCAAAGGCUCUGUUGAGAGAACCGCAAGGCUAUACUUUACAGUGACUAAUUUAGAUUUAAUUUUCAGAUAUAAAAAAAUGUUGAAAUCAAGAAACUGAAAUCUGCAGCUAUUUUUGUUGUCUAAAGCCAUAAGACAGCUUUGUGUGAGUAACAGUCCACAUUCAGCUUUCCCUUUGCCUUAGGUCUCAUAUCUCUUUUUACCAGUUGCAUUUGUCUUAUUUGCCGUGGUGUUAUCAUUCCAAUACCAUUUGGGGUCACUGACAUCAAAACAAAACGAAAAUAACUUCAAUGUAACAUAAAUAUGACAAUUUGAAUUGAAGUACUAAUGAAAUUUAAAAGCUCUUGUGGAGAAGUAGAUUAUCAGUGAAUAACAUCUUAAAUUUUGGUCUUCUUCUCACAGCUUCUUUUUUGGAGCUUGGCAGUAAAAACUUUCCACCAUCCACUUUCAUUGUAUAGAAAAGAGCAGCUUGGACAUUCUGCCUAAUAUCUAACUUUGUGUUUCCCAGAGAAAAAUAAUUCAGGGUUGGAAUGACAAAGGUGUGUAAAUGUUGAUAAAAUGUUAAUAUCUGGGUGAGUUAUUCUUUUAAAUCCUCAUUGUAAUUUUUUUUAAGCUGCCAUCCUCUAAUGCCUACACAACUGCAACAAAUUAAAAGAACUUGUCUUAAAAAUCGAUUUAAAUCUAACUAGCACAAACAGCUCUCAAACAUGUCAACAUGUAAAAAAACGGUUUGAUCAGCUUUGUUUGAGAAUGUUGCAGUUUGAAGCACUGGCAUAUCACUAA
Messenger RNA from Myxocyprinus asiaticus (Chinese sucker), 3884 nucleotides. RefSeq names its product probable G-protein coupled receptor 82. Gene Ontology annotation, cellular component: membrane. Gene Ontology annotation, molecular function: G protein-coupled receptor activity. The transcript is spliced from 2 exons. The record is from RefSeq and is a predicted model, not a curated record. Lineage: Eukaryota; Metazoa; Chordata; Actinopteri; Cypriniformes; Catostomidae. Bases 457 to 1563 code for a protein of 368 amino acids. Gene Ontology annotation, biological process: G protein-coupled receptor signaling pathway.